UAGAGCUCUGAAUGAGGCUGAAACCGCAACCCUGUAGACGAUUACUACAAACCUAUCUACCAGCGCAUACUGUCAGCUCGUACCGUGGAUCUCUGGCAGGAAGAUGGCAGGGAAUUCCAUUUAUGACUUUACUAUGGAGUCCCUGGAUGGGAAGCCUGUUUCUCUUGGAGUCUACAGGGGAAAAGUGCUGAUCAUCGUCAAUGUGGCUACUUUCUGAGGCUCCACUAUUGAGGAGUAUCAGAGACUGAAUGCACUGAUGGAUAUGUAUGGUGGUCAGAAUUUUACCAUUCUCGGAUUCCCAUGUAAUCAGUUUGGACUACAGGCACCUGAGGAGAACCAUGAGACCAUGGACGUACUGCGGUGUGUGAGACCAGGUGGAGGGUUCAUCCCAAAGUUCCCCAUUUUCAGUAAAAUUGAAGUCAAUGGGAUAACUGAGGAACCUCUCUUCUCCUAUCUGAAGGAGUGUCUGCCUUCCAACAAUCCCCUCAUUGGAGAAAUCAAGAAGCUUUACUGGUCUCCAAUCAAAGACAGCGACAUCCGAUGGAAUUUCGAGAAGUUCCUCAUCACUGCAGAUGGGAAGCCGUACAGACGAUAUGAUCUACACUGUCCAUUUGAAGAGGUGGAGAAAGAUAUAGCAGCACUCCUUUAGAGAGGAACCAUCCAUCCUGUUGAUGCAUCAACAUCAGACCAACCUCGGAUUUGCUAAAUACCACUCUGAAGGGUUAAUAAUCAUCAGCACAUCAGAACAAACUGAGCACAGAUCAGCAGCUACAGUUGUCCAUCCCUUAGGCCUUGUUUGUAGUCCUGUAGAUAUCAUGGCGAACUGAAACGUAAGUAGAACUCAACCUGUGGGUCUGAACCAACCAGCUCUUCAUUUCAGAUCUGACCACGCUUAAAAAUAAAGGUUUCUGAGUAGUGUUUGGAUGCAUGGUUCUGAGAAGACUGUUAGUUGGUAGGAAACCAUAAAGAGUUUUUCAAACCUCUUUUACAUUAACAUUUAAAUAAUUUAGAGGCAAAUUUUAGAAUUUUUGAAUUCUACGUGAAUGUGCAGGUCAGUGACACAUAAAAGCACUGCGCUGUUAAGAUACCAACACGCCAAAGUCAGAGCACACCUGGCUCUUAAAGGGAAUGGCAAGUGAUAUACUAAUUGGUUUAUUUUGUGAUACAGCCAAAACCCAACCAUGAUUAAUUAAAAGAAUUAGCACAUGCCUUUUGAGCAUAUCGAGCCAUGUAAGGCUUAUUUUUUUCACCCUCAUGAUACCAAAGACACACCGACAUGCCUUAAAUCCAGAUGCGUGAUGCACAAUUGACGUCUCACUAUAGAUCGGUAAAAUAGGGCCUUCUAGCUUUUUACAUAGAAAUUUACAUAAGCUAUGUUCUAAAGGCUACAGAAGAUACCUUAAGAUCAAAAUAUAAAAGACAAUAUAGAUACCUACAAACCAAUACUCCAUAUACUACACUUAUACUACAUUACGUAAGAUAUUCGUAAGCCUUUAAUAAAGAAAAGAAAAGAGCUCAUUUAGAAGAAAGCACAGUACUUCAACGCAUUGCUUCAAAGUCUUUAUCCAAAUGAAAAUGCCAGAUUGUCCCAGAAAACAUUUAAUUAUGUCAUGUAAAUUGUUUUUUCCCAAUUUUCGAAUGUUUGAAGCAGCUGACCUGAAUCAAAUCCCUGAGUUCAUAAUGUUUUGACCCAAAAUCUUCCAAAUAAGAGAUAAAAAAUCUGCUUGUUGUCAACUUGACACAUACACAGUAGAUUUACACAGAUUAUAUUAAUUUAAUGCUGUUAGUGUCAAAAUUGAAAACUGUCAGUGUUAAAUCAACACUGGAAACAUUUCACAACAUUAUCACACCCUUACAUUUUCUUUAUAAACCUCUUGAGAUCCGGUGUCCUCAUAUGGGGACAUCACAUUACUGCUUUUCUCCACCAUUAUACUGAUUUUUUUUAAAACAUUGAACCCUUUGGACUCUAGUGGUCACAUGACUGCAUUACGCUCAAUUGAGUGGCAAUCUAAAUCAAACGUUUAAAUAGCCAGUCCAGAUAGAAUAAUGUGCCAGGUAACAAUCGUCACAACAAUUGUUUUUACACUAAUUGGGUCCUAUAAGGCAAAGAUCAUUGUUAUAAUAUAUGUUAAAAUAAACUGCUGUCCCCAUAUAAGGACAUUGUUUUUUUGCAAAGUGACCUUAUGUUCAAAGACAAGGUUUAGUUUUUAUACUUGUAAAGUCCUACUAAUCCCAAAUAGAAAGAAUACAUUAAAAAAAUCACACCAAGCAGGAGGUUCAUUCAUAAAAUGUUCGAUGUACGAAAAAAGUUACAGUUUCUUUAUUAUUAUUAUUCACUUUUUUAGUUAUCUGCAAGAUAAGUGGCUGUUGGUUUGAUCACUGACUAACCAUCUGAUGUCACUGUGAAAAAGCCCCACAUAUACUGCGACUACCAUUUAGGUGCUGGGACAGAGAUAUCACGGAUGACUGUGUUUCAUGCAUUUUAAAGGAUGGUAAGGAAUUGGAAAUUCCUCUUCUGGGACCCAAAAAAAUAAUGGAACCUUUAUUUUUAAGUGGGUAUAGACAGACAGGGCUGGACUCAGGGACUUCCUCCUUUCUUUAGAUAGAACACUUUUUAGUCUUCUUCUGUUUCUCUGCAUGCUUUAUUAUCCUCCGUUCACCCUGUUCUUCAGUGGUCAGGAUCAUUGGGUGGUGGGUCAUUCUCAGCACUGCAGUGACACUGGAAUGCUGGCGGUGUGUUAGUGUGUGUUGUUCUCGGUGGAUCACGGAGCUGUUUCAAGGCAUUUAAGCAUUUAUACAAGACACAUCUAAUAUAACCAAUGUAAAUCAUCACCUACCGCUGUCUUGUUUGUUUGUUUUUUCUUCCUUUCUCUCCUGCGUUACUGAAGGAUAACUUUGCUUCAUGAUUAAAUCAUUUAAAGGGGCGCUCCCACAGUUAGAUUGAUUGAUUGGUUUGCUUGCCUUGUUGCAACAGGCCUGUUGGAUCAGACACAGCAGUGCUGCUGGAGUUUUUAAACAGUGUAUACACUCACUGUCAACUCUAUUAGACACUCCUUUCUACAGCUGUUCCACCUUGUAUAUGGAAAGUCUGAGACAGAAGCUCUGAAUCUGUUGGAUUGUGUUGAUUGUAUUGGUCAUCCUUUAGUCUUUCAUCAGUGGUCGCAGGACGAUGCCCAGAGGAUUUUACCCCUGAAAAGCUACCCACAGGACGCUGUUGUUGGUGAUGUUUAAGAACUCCAGCAGCACUGCUGCAAUAACAGAAAUCCCUGCUUUGUCGUGGUCAUGUGGGUUCUUGACCACUGAAGAACAGUUUGAAAGGAAGAUAAUGGAUAAAUUAGGCAGAGAAACAAGAAUUAAUCUGACAAUUGAAUAUUCCAUAGAUUUUUCUGGUGUAAAGCUGACAUCUUUGAGAUACAAGGUUUUUGUGACAGCAACAACAUUUUCCUUUGAUACUUUUGAUACAUUACAUUGUAUACACAUCACUUGGGAUGGACCUCAAUGACUCCACUGUCUCUUCAGCUCUGUGAGUGUGUGGGGACCGGUGUCAGGGGCCGUGUGAAGACCCCUCAGUAAAGGCCCUGCAGCAGCUGAGCUGGGUCUGAUGGGGCAGGAGAGGAACUCUGAGCUUCAGUGUGUUCACUCAGAGACCCCGACUCCGCCCAGUCCCGAACACUGCGUCCAAACACUCACAGCGUGCACGCUUACUGUUCCUCUGUGGAAGUGUGGAGAUGUUUUAUACAUGAUGAAUGAAGAGCAGUAAAGGUGCUUUUUAACCUUA
Astyanax mexicanus (Mexican tetra) is the source of this 3778-nucleotide messenger RNA. It is a transcript of the gene gpx9, whose product is annotated as glutathione peroxidase 9. Bases 257 to 649 code for a protein of 130 amino acids. Gene Ontology annotation, biological process: response to oxidative stress. The transcript is spliced from 5 exons. Gene Ontology annotation, molecular function: glutathione peroxidase activity. Lineage: Eukaryota; Metazoa; Chordata; Actinopteri; Characiformes; Acestrorhamphidae. The record is from RefSeq and is a predicted model, not a curated record.